AUGCCUGGCAUCCUCCAGUCUGUCUUGUCUGUGCCCCAGCACACAGAGACUGCAGAGCCAACCGUGUCUCUUUCAUCAGAUCUCCUAUCGCAGUGCGCCUCUUCAACCUUUGCAGGCAACCUCACCCUGACGGGCGCAGACUUCACCUCAGUCACUGCAGAUCCAGUCUUCAACUUUUCCGACACCGCACCCGAGUACCUGAAUUUCGGCCAUCCCAACACAUCUGUCUUCAAUGCGACCUUCUGUAACGUGACCGUCACCUACACGCACCCAGGCCAGGGCGACUUUCUCACCAUCAACGCCUACCUCCCCAUUUCCAAUCCGUCGUGGAAUGGCCGCUUCCAGGCCGUGGGGGGAGGUGGCUGGGUAGCGGGUAUGUUUUCUCUAUCCUACGCCGAGAUGGUCGGUGCUCUCAGCGAUGGGUAUGCGACCAUCACGACGGAUGCUGGUGUCGCAACUGAUAUGAGUGUGGAAUCGUGGGCGCUGCUGUCGGAGGGAAACGUGAAUCUCUACGGACUACAGAAUCUCGGUAGUGUCAGUCUUCGCGACGAAGCCAUCAUCGGAAAGAACCUGAUCGCAUCAUUCUACGGUGAGGGCCCCAAGUACAGUUAUUGGUCUGGAUGCUCCCAGGGCGGAAGACAGGGCAUGAUGUUGGCUCAACGCUAUCCGGAUCUGUAUGAUGGUAUCGCCGCGAAUGCCCCUGCCGUCAACUGGGCGAAGCUGUUCGCUUCCAUCUUCUGGCCCCAACUCGUCAUCGACCAAUAUCUCAACGGGACCGAGCCAGCAGCGUGCGAGAUCAACGAACUCACGAGUAAGGCCAUCCAAGACUGUGAUAAACUGGACGGAAUUGUGGACGGGCUGAUCUCCGAGCCCGAUCUCUGUCUGUCCACUUUCCAUCCCGACAAGUAUGUAGGCACCUCUUUCAACUGUUCGACGACAGGAAAGAUGACGACUAUCUCUCAGGAGGCGGUUAUCUUGGCCAAUGCCACAUGGCACGGUCCACGACAUCCUGACGGCAGUCUGCUGUGGUACGGGCUCUUUAUCGGAUCUCCUCUGGCACAUCCGGACCUGUCUGAUCUAAGAAAUAUAUUGGGUGGGCAGUGGCUGCGACUGUUUGUGAAGAAGAACUCCACUUUCGACAUGAGAACCUUCACCGUAGAAGAUAUGGAGCGGUCUAUGCACCGGGGUGCUGCUGAGUUUGACUGCAUUGUUGGCACGAACUAUCCUGACUUGCGGGAGUUCAAAGAGCUGGGCGGCAAGAUACUGGCAUAUCAUGGACUUGCGGAUCCGAUCAUCCCCUCCAAGAACUCCGAGCAUUAUUUCAAUUCCGUCACGGACUUGAUGGGCAAUGUGGAUGAUUUCUACCGCAUGUUCGAGGUACCCGGCCUAGCACACUGCUACGGUGGAAACGGGGGCCAACCAACGACCUUGUUUGCGGCCCUUGUGGACUGGGUCGAGAAUGGAACGGUACCAGAGACAAUUCCUAUCAGUUUUCAGGACCCGUCCGGUGCGAUCAACAACCGCAUCCUCUGCCCCUAUCCUUUGAAGGCUGUAUGGGACGGUGUUGGAGAUACGACGGAAGAAUCCAGCUUUUACUGCGCAUAG
Pseudomassariella vexata is the source of this 1605-nucleotide messenger RNA. RefSeq names its product Tannase/feruloyl esterase. Lineage: Eukaryota; Fungi; Ascomycota; Sordariomycetes; Amphisphaeriales; Pseudomassariaceae. The coding region runs from base 1 to 1605 and encodes 534 amino acids. The transcript is spliced from 2 exons. The record is from RefSeq and is a predicted model, not a curated record.